Molecule: messenger RNA, 1392 nt
Organism: Silurus meridionalis
Lineage: Eukaryota; Metazoa; Chordata; Actinopteri; Siluriformes; Siluridae
Gene: ublcp1
Product: ubiquitin-like domain containing CTD phosphatase 1
Exons: 11
Coding region: 245-1201 (318 amino acids)
Biological process (GO): protein dephosphorylation
Cellular component (GO): nucleus
Molecular function (GO): protein serine/threonine phosphatase activity; protein binding
Source: RefSeq, a predicted model, not a curated record
UUUUACACUAAAAUCCUCUGUUUCUGUGGAAAAGUGGACACGUUUUUAUAAAGUAAAGCCCAGUAUUUAAAAAAUAACUCCGGAAUAGGAGUGUCUCGGUGUUUUUCCCAGGGAUUUGUUCAGGUUUUAUGGUAUUAUAUUGAAUAUAAUUUGUAUAUUUAGAUUUUGAGAGUGUGCUGGUGUGCUCAGGUGAAAACCUGCCUCUAAACCCUGAUCCAGCAUCCUGCAAAACGAUUUUCACAUCAUGUCUCUACCUGUGAUAAUAAAGUGGGGAGGACAGGAGUACUCCAUCAGCGCUUUGUCUGAAGAUGACACCGUCCUGGACCUGAAACAGUCCAUUAAAUCUCUCACGGGAGUCCUACCCGAACGCCAGAAACUGCUGGGCUUGAAGAUCAGAGGUAAACCAGCUGAUGAUGGCAUGAAGCUCGGAGUCCUGAAGCUCAAACCCAACACUAAGAUUAUGAUGAUGGGCAGCAGAGAGGAAAGUCUGGAAGACAUCUUGGCUCCUCCUCCCGAAAGCGACGACGUCAUCAAUGACUUUGAUAUUGAAGAGGAAGUGAUCGAGGUGGAGAACAGAGAGGAGAAUCUGGCGAAGAUCACCCGCCGCAUCAAAGACUACAGAGUGGAGGAGAUGAACCCACCUCGGGAGGGGAAGAGGUUACUCGUCUUAGAUGUCGAUUACACGCUGUUUGAUCACAAGUCGUGUGCUGAGACGGGGCAGGAGCUCAUGAGGCCGUUCCUCCACGAGUUCCUCACGUCUGCGUACGAAGACUACGACAUCGUCAUCUGGUCUGCGACAAGCAUGAAGUGGAUCGAGGCCAAAAUGAAAGAGCUGGGUGUGUCGGAUAACCCUAACUACAAGAUCACCUUCAUGCUGGAUAGUGGGGCCAUGAUCACAGUUCACACUCCUAAGAGAGGCGUCGUGGAGGUGAAGCCGCUCGGUGUGAUCUGGGGGAAGUACGGCGAGUUCUACAGCAGGAAGAACACCAUCAUGUUCGACGACAUCGGAAGGAACUUCCUCAUGAACCCGCAGAACGGCCUGAAGAUCAGACCGUUCAUGAAGGCGCACUUAAACCGAGAGAAAGACAAGGAGCUUCUGAAACUGUCUCACUACCUGAAGGAGAUCGCCAAGUUGGACGACUUCUCAGCUCUCAACCACAAGCACUGGGAAAGGUUUCUCUCAAAGAAGCAGAACCAAUGAAGCAGCUGGAGCGUUCAUCUUCAAGAACAAGUGAUGCUGGAUUCUACAAACCCUCACCAACACAUUUUCAUCCUCUCUCCAUCUCUCUCUCUUUCUCUCCCUUUCUCCCUAUUUCUCUCUCUUUAACUCCCACCAUUCUGGAAAGGUAUUAAAGAUACACACGUGUCCUGAAUAAACAAGCAGCAACUGUA